GAGGCUGCCAGAGCGUGGAGCUGAGGAAGCGGGACGCGGCGGCGGCCGAGCGCAGCAGCCCACCGCGGCUCCGAUCCGCGCCCGGGCCGGCCCGCGCUCCCGCGCGCUCGGCCGGACUGCUCUAGCGCGCUCCGCCGUCCCCGGCGCCCAUCGCUCGCGGCCCGGGAGGGUUCCGGGCGGCCCGACCACAUCUAGGGCUUUCCUCCCCCGCCGCGCAGGGGCAUGUAGCGCACCCGGGACGCACACUCUCCCGCACGCUCACCGACACGCACGCACGCACGCACCCGCCGGCGGCUCCAGAGUUUCCAGCUUGAGAGGUCGGACAUGCUGAAGCCCGGAGAGCCCGGCGGCUCGGCCUUCCUCAAAGUGGACCCAGCCUAUCUGCAGCACUGGCAGCAACUCUUCCCGCACGGCGGCAGCGGCGGCCCGCUCAAGGGCGGCGGCGCCGCGGGUCCCCUGGGCGCGCCGCAGCCUCUCCAGCCGCCGCCGCCGCCGCCCUCGGAGCGCGCAGAGCCUCCGCCGGACAGCUUGCGCCCGCGGCCCGCCUCGCUCUCCUCCGCCUCCUCCACUCCGGCGUCCUCCUCCACCUCGGCCUCCUCUGCCUCCUCCUGCGCCGCCGCGGCCGCCGCCGCCGCGCUGGCGGGUCUCUCGGCCCUGCCCGUGGCGCAGCUGCCGGUGUUCGCGCCUCUGGCCGCCGCCGCCGUCGCCGCGGAGCCGCUGCCCCCUAAGGACCUGUGCCUCGGCGCCGCGUCGGGCCCGGGGCCUUCCAAGUGCGGCGGCAGCGGCGGGGACGUGCGGGGCGGCCCGCGCUUCCGCUGCAGCGCGGAGGAGCUGGACUAUUACCUGUACGGCCAGCAGCGCAUGGAGAUCAUUCCGCUCAACCAGCACACCAGCGACCCCAACAACCGUUGCGACAUGUGCGCGGACAACCGCAACGGUGAGUGUCCCAUGCACGGGCCACUGCACUCGCUGCGCCGGCUCGUGGGCACCAGCAGCACCGCGGCCGCCGCGCCCCCGCCCGAGCUGCCCGAGUGGCUUCGGGACCUGCCACGGGAGGUGUGCCUGUGCACCAGCACCGUGCCCGGCCUGGCCUACGGCAUCUGUGCGGCGCAGAGGAUCCAGCAGGGCACCUGGAUUGGGCCCUUCCAGGGCGUCCUCCUGCCCCCGGAGAAGGUGCAGGCCGGCGCCGUGAGGAACACGCAGCAUCUCUGGGAGAUAUAUGACCAAGAUGGGACACUACAGCACUUUAUUGAUGGUGGGGAACCUAGUAAGUCGAGCUGGAUGAGGUAUAUCCGAUGUGCAAGGCACUGCGGAGAGCAGAAUCUAACAGUAGUUCAGUACAGGUCGAAUAUAUUCUACCGAGCCUGUAUAGAUAUUCCCAGGGGUACCGAGCUUCUCGUGUGGUACAAUGACAGCUAUACGUCUUUCUUUGGGAUUCCCUUACAAUGCAUUGCCCAGGAUGAAAACUUAAAUGUCCCCUCGACGGUCAUGGAGGCCAUGUGCAGACAGGACGCCCUGCAACCCUUUAGUAAGAACAGCAAGCUGCCCCCCGUCGCCCCGCAGCGCUCCGUGGUCUUCCCGCAGACUCCGUGCACCAGGAACUUCUCUCUCCUGGACAAGUCUGGGCCCAUGGAAUCGGGAUUUAACCAGAUCAACGUGAAAAACCAGAGAGUGCUCGCGAGCCCGACUUCCACCAGUCAGCUGCACCCGGAGUUCAGUGACUGGCAUCUCUGGAAAUGCGGCCAGUGCUUUAAGACUUUCACGCAGCGGAUUCUCUUACAGAUGCACGUGUGCACGCAGAACCCCGACAGACCUUAUCAGUGUGGUCACUGCUCCCAGUCCUUCUCACAACCGUCCGAGCUGAGGAACCACGUGGUCACUCACUCCAGUGACCGGCCUUUCAAGUGUGGCUACUGUGGUCGGGCCUUUGCCGGGGCCACCACCCUCAACAACCACAUCCGAACCCACACUGGAGAAAAGCCCUUCAAGUGCGAGAGAUGUGAGAGGAGCUUCACGCAGGCCACACAGCUGAGCCGGCACCAGCGGAUGCCCAAUGAGUGCAAGCCAAUGACCGAGAGCCCAGAAUCAAUUGAAGUGGAUUAACUGAUUGACUGGUUGGAAUUAAACUGCAAGGAAAGUCAUGAUUAAAUGUCAUGGACACUUAAGCAAAACCAAAGAUUUCCUCUGAGCAACUUUCAAUCAGUCCCAGAAAACCAAAAGCAGUAAUAAAAUAAGUAAGAUGUUAAGAGAGAUUGAUCCUGGCGUGCAAGUCCGACCAGGGCAGAGAUUAUUUAUUUAUGACUAGGGGUGAGACUUGUUUCAGUGAACGACUAACCUGGGACGGCUCCCGUGUCCGGUCCCACCGUGUAUUUGCUUUGUUUCUAAAAAGCUUUUUUAAACUGUUAUUUAAUACCAAAGGGAGGAAUCCUGUGGGUUCUUCUGCCCACAACUUGUGACUGAGAAUGCACAGGGACUUCUUUCUCAUUGCACCUUUUUUUAGUAGCAUGAUUCAAGGGGACCCAUUGUACAGCUCCCCCCCCCCCUUCCUGCAGCUUGGGUUUGGGUGGUCUGACGCAGCCGCCCGGCGGGACCGGAAGCCAGAGCCUCCGCUAGGUCAAUGCCACCGUGGGCCCCGAGGGUGGUCCCUUGCUCUGUUUUCCUACGCACUUUUUAUGCCACUCCUUCCAUCCGGCAGCCUGGCCUUGAUGCAGAAGAGCCUGGAAGAGGCAGAAGACCGUUCGGUUUCAGAAUUCAAGGAGAAGAAGUGGAGACCUGACUCUGGCCUGUCAAGAUCUCAAAAACAUUGAAAAUGUACAGAGCUUCGUAAUACAGUAUAUUGUUCCGAAGCAGCUAGUUGAGAAGAUUUUGUUUUCAGUACCAUUUUAUCUUAAAAAAAAAAAAAAAAACAAAAAACAAAAAAUAAAGUUCUUCGGUAUGAAGCUGAAAU
This is a messenger RNA of Zalophus californianus (California sea lion), 2947 nucleotides long. It is a transcript of the gene PRDM6, whose product is annotated as PR/SET domain 6. Gene Ontology annotation, molecular function: protein binding; histone methyltransferase activity. The record is from RefSeq and is a predicted model, not a curated record. Lineage: Eukaryota; Metazoa; Chordata; Mammalia; Carnivora; Otariidae. The transcript has 8 exons. Gene Ontology annotation, cellular component: nucleus. The coding region runs from base 325 to 2103 and encodes 592 amino acids.